Messenger RNA from Acanthamoeba castellanii str. Neff, 489 nucleotides. RefSeq lists its product as uncharacterized. The coding region runs from base 1 to 489 and encodes 162 amino acids. The transcript has a single exon. The record is from RefSeq and is a predicted model, not a curated record. Lineage: Eukaryota; Discosea; Longamoebia; Acanthamoebidae.
AUGAACAUCGAGAUUCGCAUCUCCAACCAGCCGCAAGCCAGCCUGGCGAACCUCUCUCCCUGCAUCCAGAUGCUGCUCAACUACUUCGAGGUGAAGGUCGGUCCCCUCCGGGGCGACAUGGCUCCCAUCUUCGACAUGGACUUCACCGACGACACGAAGGCCCUCGUGUGCCUGCAACAGCGCUGCCUCCUGGGCCUGCUGCACUCGACCACCAAGAGCGACUCGACGAAGACCACCAACGUCCUUGCCGUGUACGUCGUGAGCGCGGGCAUGCUUAACCUGAACGUCAACAAUCAGUCCCUCAGCUCCUUCGCGAACCACAAGAGCGCAGCCAAGCUGCAAGACUCGAUUCGCGCCUUGUGCAACCUGGCGAACAUCAGCCCCGCCACCUACCCUGGCGUACGCAAGAUGCUGCAGUCCUUCUCUCUCCUUACCGACGUGAGCACCGUCCAAUACGAGAAGACCGACAUGUUCGCCAGUUUGUGGUGA